AUGGUGUCGGAUGCGGCUAAGCGCAAGGCGGCGGCCAAAAAAGCCGCGCAGCUCAACCGCAGCGCGCAGAAGGUGUCCGCGCCUUCCGCGGACACUUCCGCCAAACCCGCAGAACCUCCCGCUUCCGCCAGUGCACUCGCGGAGGUAGCAGCUGCCGCGGGUGGCGUGGAAAGCGCAGGUCGUGGGGAAAAUGGCACUGCGGCAUCAGUCGAAGCAGGAUCGACGGCUGGACUGCCAGUGACACGCGUGGUCUUUCCGCCCUCCCUCACUCCCAAGCAACGCGCCGCAUUGCAUGAUCUUGCGGACACGCAUGGGUGGCAACACGAGAGCCGGGACAUGCCGGGCGGCUCGCAUCGGCAGCUGGUGCUGUGGUGGGAGGGUGAGGCGUCUGAAGGGGAAGGCAGGACGCUGCAUGUAGGAGCGGAUGAUGGGCGGCAACAGGAGCAGCAGCAGCAGCAGCCAAUAGGAGCGCACCAGCUGGGAGACGCUCUGAAGCAGCACUUGGGAUGGGAUGUGCCUGCUGACGCGCUUGGGGGGAACGACAGGGGCGGAAGCGGCACUGAGGGCAUGGGGACGGGGGGACGAGGAGCGGGAAAAGGGGGAGCAGGAGCAGGAGGUGGGAAGGGAGGAGCAGGCAUGGGGUAUGGGGCGGCGGGGAUGGGAAGGGCGCGUGGCGUGGCGGCAGACGUGAGUGACUGCAGCGACGUGUACGAGUUUGUCAAGAGGAUGCGCCCCCUGCUGGACCUGGAGAAGGUGAGACGCGCCUUUCCCCCCACACGCUACACCCGGCUUCUGAGGCGCCUCAAAAGUUAUUGCAGCAAUGUGCACGAGUUGGUGAAGAGGAUGGAUGAGAGACCACUGCUGGACCUCGGAAGGGUGAGCCACACCCAGGGUUGGACCUGGAGGUCGGACAUGCUGGGCCGCGUGGCGGCUGCUAUGGUGUUGGGUGUUCAGCCGCCUGCUGCUCUGUGUCCUCGCGAUGCAGAGGUGGCAUUAGCAGAAGAAGCAGCGUCCACGCGCUCUCUGGCAUCAGCGCAGGCCAAGGGGCGAGUGCUGUGCCACCUGCGGUGCACGGAGGCCACAUCAGGCCUCAUGGGCAAGACCCUCCUCACCCUCGUCUCCAACAAGACUGGAAAAGCCUCCAGCAAAGGCACCACAGCAGACGCCGGACCUGCAGGUUCGGGAGCAGGUUCGGGUUCGCGAGCGUCUGGUCCAGUGCUGCCGCCGCACAAGUUCACUCCGCACGACGUGGUGGCGAUCCGGGCGAACAAGGCGGAGGGGGCACAGGCGGCGAUAGCGCAGGGGGUGGUGUACCGAGUGAGGGAGGAUGCGGUGGUGGUGGCCGUGGAUGAGGUGCCCGAUGGGGAGGGACUGGACGCUCCUGUGAGAAUAGAGAAGCUGGCCAACGAUGUCACGUUCAAGCGCAUGCGGGAUACCCUGGGGGCGCUCAGCAGGACGGGGGAUGUGGGCGUGAGCACGGUUGGCAGGCCCGGGGCGGCACUUAUCCCAGUUCUUUUUGGUCAGUCUGAGCCGCGCCUGGCAAAGGCCCCUCCGCCCUUCACGCCUUUUAACCGCGCUCUGGACGAGUCACAGAAGGCUGCCGUCGCCAAGAGCCUGUCCUCCCACCACGUGGCACUCAUCCAUGGCCCACCAGGCACGGGCAAGACAACCACCGUAGUGGAGGUGGUGGUGCAGGAGGUGAAGCGCGGCAGCAAGGUGCUGGUGUGUGCGGCAUCCAACAUCGCUGUGGACAACCUCGUCGAGCGACUCGUGCCGCACAAGCAGGUACGGGCAGUGAGAGUGGGGCAUCCCGCACGACUGCUGCCAUCCAUCCUCAACUCCUCCCUCGAUGCCUUGGUCCAGCAGUCGGACAACAGCGCCCUAGCCAAGGACGUGCGCAAGGAGAUGCAGCAGCUGUCAGGGAAGCUGCUUAAAACGAGGAUAAGGCGGGAGAGGGGCGAGAUUCAGAGGGACCUGCGGCGCCUGGGUAAGGAGGAGAGGCAGCGGCAGCAGCGGGCCGUGCAGGAUGUGCUCAAGGACUCCAACGUUGUGCUCACUACUCUCACAGGCAGCUUGUCCCGACACCUGGAGCCCCUGACAUUCGACCUGGUGGUGAUAGACGAGGCAGCACAGGCCCUGGAGGUGUCGUGCUGGGCAGCAGUGCUUAAAGCCCCGCGCUGCAUCCUGUCAGGAGACCACCUGCAGCUGCCGCCCACCGUGCAGUGCGACGAGGCUCAGAAACGCGGUCUCGGGGUCACCCUCUUCGAGCGCCUGCACCGCCUGUACGGGGACCGCAUCACAUCCAUGCUCACCGUUCAGUACCGCAUGCACCAGGACAUCAUGUGCUGGGCGUCUGACGAGUUGUACCAGUCGCUGCUGUCAGCGCAUGCCUCGGUGGCCAGGCACGGGCUUCCGGACCUGCCAGGGGUGGUUUCCGGGCCUGUCACGGAGGCUCGGCUGGUGCUUGUGGAUACGACGGGGUGUGAUGAUGUGGAGGAGCAAAGGGAGGAGGAGGGGGAGAGUUUGCGGAAUGAGGGGGAGGCGAGAGUGGUGGUGGCGCAUGUGAGGAGGUUGCUGGAGGCCGGGGUGGAUGCGGGGGACAUAGGGAUUGUCACACCGUACAGUGCACAGGUGGGCUUACUCAAGUCAUUCAGAGAGGACUCUCGGCAGCUGGCUCGCGUGGAGAUCAGCACGGUUGAUGGGUUUCAGGGGAGGGAGAAGGAGGCCAUUAUCAUCUCCAUGGUCCGCUCCAAUGACACCGGCGAGGCUGCGUCACUGAACCUAGCGAACAUAUCAGUUCUCAAUCAGACAGACAGCAGGUAUUUAUCAAUUGUAUCAACAGAAUCAAGCAACCCUGAAUUCACUGAGGACUUGCCUGCGGAAUUGUGUUGGAGCUCUUCCAUCCAUGGCGGCUCGAGGAUCUCAUUGAACGAAACUAGAAACUCCGAUCAAGAAACUUUAGAAUCUCGUGGAAAGGUUGCCUUUCGUCCUGGUGGCGUGAUGGUCUACGGAGAUGGCUGCAAACAAUGCCACGUUGGCCAAGCUUGCUCUCUCUACAUCGCAGUGCAAUCACCAGCACACUGGAUCCCUGCUUCUGCAUCUGCCUCCCUUCAAUGGGACAUGAUGGUCACGCUUAGAGGGCCUUCCCUGAUUCAUGUGCGUCUGACAACACUGAAGGCUGGUUCUCCAGGACAGUCAGUGAUUCUGGCCUCUUAUACACCAUGGGACGCUGGUGAUUACAGCAUGGAAUUCCGUGUUGAUGGUUCCAAUUUGAACUACACCAAAGACUGGAACCGUUUAGGACAGCACGUUUUUGCACAGAUACCUGUUUCGGUGCUUCAGGGAAGCCAGCCACGUGAUUGGCUCGAGCAACCCCAACUGGAUGGAGCCAACAUGGAUCUCUCAGCGGUCAAGAGUCCAUGUGCACAUGGGAUUGCUGGUCGGUGGCUUGCAGGCAGUGACGCCACGAGUCAAAAUGGCUUGACCGAUCUAAACACAGCAAUUGCUACCACAGAAAAAUACAGGUGGGCAUUCUUCAGCUGCGCUCGUGCUUCUUCGUUGAAUGACAUGCUUUGGGGAUUGUGGAAGGCAGGAGUACGGGAGGUGAAUGUGAUUGGAGAUUCACACAUGAGAGGGUUGAUCAUGCACCUCUGGUUCAUGCACACUGGCACAGCGCAUAAUAUGACCCUGGUGAAGCAUGGUGACAUCUCUUACACCCUCAACGUCACUGCACCAGCACCAGCAGGGGGUGUUCCAGCUGGUGGAGAAUUGGUGAAGCAAGGCAUUAUUCGUGUGAAUUACAACUGGCUGGAUGGCAUAUAUGACAACAAUGUGGCAGGAUGCUC
Closterium sp. Naga37s-1 is the source of this 3845-nucleotide messenger RNA. The record is from the annotation of a GenBank genome assembly. Lineage: Eukaryota; Viridiplantae; Streptophyta; Zygnematophyceae; Desmidiales; Closteriaceae.